UGGUGGCGGCAACAUGGCUCUCAUCCCGUCUCAGGUGCUGCGGGUCGCCAUUCUGCUCUCCUAUCUCUCAACCCUGUGCAGCUACAGAGCUCUCGAUAUCCCGGCCCACCAGACCUACGGAGGCAGCUGGAAGUUCCUCACGUUCAUUAACCUGGUUAUCCAAACUGUAUUCUUUGGGAUCAGCGUCCUAACGGAUCUGUCCAGCCUCUUGACCCAAGGCUCCGAUGACCUAGAACAACAGAGACAACUGAGGAAGUUGAUCUCCCUUCGGGAUUGGCUCAUGGCUGUCCUGGCGUUUCCUGUUGGAGUGUUGGUUGUGACAAUGUUCUGGGCUCUGUACCUGUAUGAUCGAGAACUGGUUUACCCAAAAAUAUUGGACAACUUUAUACCACAGUGGAUUAACCAUGGCAUGCACACCACAGUCCUUCCCUUCAUUCUGAUUGAAAUGAGGACAACUCAUCAUCAUUACCCAAACAGAACGACAGGCCAGGCUGCCGUUAGCUUCUUUUCCACUGGAUAUAUUCUAUGGAUUUGUUGGGUCCAUCACGUGACGGGAAUGUGGGUCUAUCCACUCCUCGACCACCUACCCAGCUUUCCGAAGCUGUUUGUCUUCGUCUCAUCGGUGGGUGUCAUCAAUGUAUUGUACCUGAUGGGUGAAACACUAAAUGGUUACAUCUGGGACAAGUCAAGAUAUAUAGAAGAAAAACUCAAAGAUAAGAACAAGGUCGACUGAUACAAGCCAGACAAGGUCAUUCGAGGACCAGAUGGACGGAUGGAGACAUAAAUUCUGCCUCAUCAUCAAAAUGGAUCCGAUGUUUACACCAUUAAAUCACCUGAAUCCAUAUCAUCUGACUAACCAAAUCAUCCCAUCAAAACUAGUUAUUAAUUCGUAAUUAGUAAUACUCUUACUUGUGAAGUACAGAAGUUCAGUUUAGGUAUGCAAUAUCUUUGAACACUGGUGAGAACACAGUUUUUCUAGGAUCAGUGGUGGUUUUCAGUCAAUGUAAUCAAGCAAACUGGUUCCUUAUCUUCAUUGGGUUUGACAAACAUACCUGAUCUGAUCCUUCUCAUACUGUUUCUCUGUCAGUCUUCUACCCUCAGUGGUCACUUUAUUAGGUACACUUGUACACCAGCUCGUUAAUGCAAAUAUCUAAUCAGUCAAUCAUGUGGCAGCAACUCAAUGCAUAGUAACAUGCGGACUUCAUCAAGAGGUUCAGUUGUUGUUCAGACCAAACAUCAGAAUUGGGAAGAAAUGUGAUCUGAGUGACUUUGAUCUUGGAAUGAUUGUUGCUGCCAGAUGGAGCAGCUUGAGUAUCUCAGAAACUGCUGAUCUCCUGGGAGUUUGACACACAACGGUUUCUAGAGUUUACAGAGAAAGUUGUGAAAAACAAAAGCGUCCAAUGAGUGAUAGUUCUGUGGGCAAAGAUGCCUUGUUAUUGAGAGAGGUCAGAGGAGAAUGAGCAGACUGGUUCAAGCUGACAGGAAGGCAACAGUAACUCAAAUAACCCAACAGUUCAAAGUUCAAAACUUUACCUUUGUUAGUAAAUGGUAACAUAUAUGUACUUUGAUUUUUUUUAAACUUUGAACUUUGAACUCCUGUAACACGUGUGCAGAAGUGUAUUUCUGAACACGAAACAUGUCGAACCUUGAAGUAGAUGGGCUACAAUCGCAGAUGACGACAAAUAUACAUACAAUGGUCGCUUUGUUAGGUACAUGAGGUGCUGACCAAAUACUUAUACUUUAUUGUUGCCAAACAAUUGAUACUAGAACGUACGAUCAUCACAGCGAUAUUUGAUUCUGUGCUUCCCGCUCCCUGGAUUACAAAUUUAUAGUAAAUAUUAAAAAUUUAAAUUAUAAAUCAUAAAUAGAAAAUAGGAAAAUGGAAAGUAAGGUAGUGCAAAAAAACCGAGAGGCAGGUCCGGAUAUUUGGAGGGUACGGCCCAAAUCUGGGUCAGGAUCCAUUCAGCAGUCUUAUCACAGUUGGAAAGAAGCUGUUCCCAAAUCUGGCCGUACAAUUCUUCAAGCUCCUGAGCCUUCUCCCGGAGGGAAGAGGGAUGAAAAGUGUGUUGGCUGGGUGGGUUGCGUCCUUGAUUAUCCUGGCAGCACUGCUCUGACAGUGUGCGGUGUAAAGUGAGUCCAAGGAUGGAAGAUUGGUUUGUGUGAUGUGCUGCGCCAUGUUCAUGAUCUUCUGCAGCUUCUUCCGGUCUUGGGACAGGACAACUUCCAUACCAGGUUGUGAGGCACCCUAGAAGAAUGCUUUCUACAGUGCAUCUAUAAAAAUUAGUGAGGGUUUUAGGGGACAGGCCAAAUUUCUUUAGUUUUCUCAGGAAGUAAAGGCGCUGGUGGGCCUUCUUGGCAGUGAACUCUGCUUGGUUGGACCAAGUCAGAUCAUUUGUGAUAUUGACCCUGAGGAACUUAAAGCUUUUGACCAGUUCCACUUGCAUGCUACCGAUGUAAAUUGGGUCGUGUGGUCUGCUACUCCUUCGGAAGUCAACAACCAAUUCCUUCGUCUUGCUGACAUUGAGGGAUAGCAUUGAGAAAUACUGUGAUUACUGAGAAACAUACGUUUUCUGCUCCUGCUCAAACUUUCUUUGUCAGUCUUAUACAUCUGGCCACUCUGUUAUGAAGAGCUGCUGUGUUAACAUUUCUCUGAGCCUCCUCCAACCCAAUGGCAAAUGCAGAGAUGCAAGGCCUGUUAUAUUUUAGCAGCAGGGACUGGGAAGAGCCAAUUGGAUCCAAUUUCAACAUUUAAGAGAAGUUUGUACAACUAUAUGGAUGGGAGGCGUAUGGUCCAAGAGCAGGUCAAUGGGACUAGGUAGAAUUUUUGGCAGGGACUAGAUGGGCUGAAGUACAGCGGUACUCUAUGACGCUAAAUGCAUAAUGCAAGGGGGCAUAAUUUUAAGGUGAAAGUAUAGGAGGGAUGUCAGAGAUAGGUUUUUACACAGAGAGUGGAACACCCUGGCAGGGGUGGUGGUUGUUGUUCAUCCAUCGUACGUCGAUGAGGACCCCGACACCAUUAUUGAUGGUGUCGAGACUAGCGCGUGAUUUGGAUUUAAGUGAGGGAGAGUUGCACAGCGUCAGCCUCACUCUCUCUUCCCAAUUCCCAUCUGGAUCCAGUGGCAAGACAGAGUCGAGACGGCUGGAGAUGGGACUAGGCGCAGUGGAUGACCAGGACGUCUUCUGUGUCUUGUCCUGCUCUACACGUUCCACGAUGCUUGCAGAGACCGCCUUCUUGACCGUUGGACCUUCCAUUGGUCUCGUCUGCUCAAUCCGCCGGAGUCUGUCUUCACAUGCUGGGAUAGACAUGUGAUCUCACCGAGGGUUUGAGACCCGUCGGCUACGCUCACCUGGUUUAGCCGGCUUGUUGAAACCGUUGAUACAUUAGGGACUUUAAGAGAUUCUGAGGCACAUGGAUGACAGAAAAUUUGGAGUGCUAUGUAAGGUGGAAGGGUUAGAUUGAUCUUAGGAUCAGUUAAAUGGUCGGCACAACACCGUAUGCUAAAGGGCCUGUACUGUGUUGUAGUGUACUAUGUUCUAUGUUUUAAAUGAGCAUAGUUCUGGGGUUUAGACAUGGUGACCAUCUUGAGUGGUGGGGUGGAGAUACAACUCUAACAAAGGAGGUGUAAGGCGCUCCUUUCCUCUACUAGCCUGCAGGUCACUUGUAGUCCCCAAUCAGGCUCAUGUGAAGCCAUGGGGGCAGGUCAUAAGAGCAUCUGAUGCGUAACACAAGUCCUGGUUAUGUGACCACUGCUGCCAGACAAAGUAUUGAUAAUGGUUGAGGUCACCCAUCUUGUAAAGUCCCUGCCCAGAAGAAGGCAUUGGCAUAUCACUACCAUAAAAAAAGUUGCUAAGAAAAUCAUGGUCAUGGGAAGACAAAGAUUGCCCAUGUCAUAUGACCUGGCACAUAAUGACGACAAAGAUCUUAUUUUCAAGUGAAGAUGUUUUUGAUGGAAAAGAGCAUGGUGUUUAGACAUGUCAGUCCAUGGCUUCCUCUACUACUGCGAGUGAGGCCACACUCAGGUUGGAGAAGCAACACCUUAUACUCCAUCUGGGUAGCUUCCAAGCUGUUGGGAUGAACAUCAAAUUCCCAAACCUGGUAAUGGCACCCCCCCCCCAUUUCACCAUUCCCUAUUCCCAAUUCCCUCUUUCAGUUCACCUCCUUAUCUGCCCAUCACCUCUCUCUGGUGCUUCUCCCCCUUCCCUUUCUUCCAUAGUCUUCUACUCUCUCCUCUCAGAUUCCUCCUUCUCCAACCCUUUAUCUCUUUCACCAAUCCAGUUCUUAGCUCUUUACUUCACAACUCCCCCUCUCCUGGUUUCACCUGUCUCCUGCCCGUUGUACUCCUUCCUCCCUUUCCCUGCAUUCUAACUCUGACUUCUCAUCUUUUUCUCCAGUGCUGAUGAAGAGCCCGGCCUGAAACGGCAACUGUUUACACUUUUCCAUAGAUGCUGCCUGACCCAUUGAGUUCCUGCAGCAUUUUGUGUGUGUUACUUUGGUUUCCAGCAUCUGCAGAGUUUCUCUUGUUUGUGCUAUCCUGUUGCACUUCUUGGUCACAGAUUAGCCUAAGUAAAUAACUGAUAUGUAUUUUAUAGAAGGCGUACACUGCAGCCACAGUGGAGAACAUGAGUGACUCAGGGUGGUGAACAGGAAGAUGAUCACAUAGCCUGUCUUGUUCUGUACAUUGACGGACUUAUUCAGUGUUGUUGAACAUGCUUUCAAAGGUUCAAUGGCUCCAUUUAACAUCGCAGAAUGUAUGCAGCAUACGAGCUGAAAUUCUGGCUCUUCGCAGUCACCCAUGAAACAGAAGAAACACCCCAAAGAGUGAAUGACAGAAAAACGUUAGAACACCAAAGCCUCCGCUCCCCCUCCACGCACAAGCAGCAGCAAAACAUCAACACUCCCCCUCUCCCCACUUGUUCUAGCAGAAGGCAUUAGCCCUCCACUACCCAUCAUACAAGCAACAGUAAAGCCCCCAAAGAGACCAUGAUCUAGAAUCCAUCAAACUCCACAUUCAGGCAAAACUAAGAAUAUUCUAUUCCUCUCCUGAGUUGAGCCUUGUCCAUUUGUGGUGUUGGGAGAUAAGUCACCUGCUACCUAUAACUCAGCUUCAGACCUGUCUUUGUGGCCUCUGGGUUGGCUUAGUUGAGUUUUUGAUGAAUGUUGAAAGCUGGUGCGUUGAUGGUGGGGAACUGGAAGAUGAUGAUACCAUUGAACACUAAGUGUAGAUGGUGCCACGCAGCAGAUGGUCAUGAUUUGGCCCUUCUGUGGGGCAUACACUACACGCCAACUGAACAGAUCACGGCUCCUUAUAGACACAAGAGAUUCUGCAGAUGCUGGAAAUUUUCAGCAACACACACACAAAAUGUUGGGGGAACUGGGCAGAUUGGGCAGCAUCUAUGGAGGGGAAUAAAUAGUCGGUGUUUCAGCCUAGGUCCUUCAGCUCCUCAUAGUUAUUUCCUGAUUCUUUUCAUGUGAUGAGGCUGUCUGUUUCCGCCCCUCUCCCCCCACCCCAUUUCACACGUGAGCUCCUGGUGUCCACAUCAGGUGGAAAAAAAUCCUUCCUCAAAGCCUGUGCUUCAAUUAACAAAUGGAAAGGAGGGUAUGGUUCAGGUGCAAGUUGAAUGGAAGAGACAGAAUAAUAGUUCAAAAGGGACUAAAUUGUCUGAAGGCCUCUUUAUGUGCUGUACUGCUCUAUGAAUUAAAUCUCUGUCCACCAGUUAUAAGACCAUAAGACCACGAGACGUAAGAUCAGAAUUGGGCCUAUCAGUGAAUCAGGUCUCCUCCACUAUUCCAUCGUGGCUGACUUAUUAUCCCUCUCAACCCCUUUCUUUUGCCUUAUCCCCAUACCCUUUCACACUCUGACCAACCAAGAAUCUAUCAACCUCUACUUUAAAUAUCCUCAACAACUUGGCCUUCACACCCAUCCAUGGCAACAAAUUCCACAGAUACACCACCACUAGCUAAAAAAAUUCCUUUUCAUCUUGGUUCUGAAAAGACAUCCCUAUAUUCUGAGGCUGUGUCCUCUGGUCUUAGGCUUCCCCCUCUAUAGGAAACAUCCAUCCUUUCCAAAUCCACUUUAUCUAGGCCUUUCAAGAUUCGCUAGGUUUCAAUGAGAUCACACCUCAUUUUUCUAAACCCCAGUGAAUGCAGACCGAGAGUCAUCAAACACUCCUCAUACGUUAGUUGUUUAAUUCCCAGAAUCAUUCUCACUAACCUCCUCUGGAACCUCUCCAAUACCAGCACAUCCUUUCUGAGAUAAGGGGCCCAAGUCUGCUCACAAUACUCCAAGUGCAGCCUGACCAAUGCUUUAUAAGGCCUCAGCAUUACAUCCUUGCUCUGAUAUUCUAGUCUUCAAAAUGAAUAACAUGGAAUGUGCUUUCCUUGCCAAUAAGCUGGAGGAAUUCAGCAGGUCAGGCAGCAUCUAUAGAUGAAAAUGAACAGUCAAUGUUUCCAGCCAAGACUCUUCAUUAGGAUGUCCUGAUGAAGGAAAAUACAACACUGGCUGCUGUUUUCCCUCCAGAGAUGCUGCUUGAUGAGUUGACUUCUUCCUGCAUUUUGUGUCAUCAGGAUUUCCAGCACUGGCAGUUUCUGUUGUGUCACCAGAGGGUGAGGCAAGACCUGACAGAAGUUUAUAAAAAUUAUAAGACCAUAAGACGUAGGAGCAGGAUUGGACCAUUUGGCCCAUCAAAUCUUCUCUGCCAUUCCAUCAAGGCUGAUUUAUUAUCCCAUUCUCCUGCCUUCUCCCCAUACCUCUGGCACCUUCACUAACUGAUCAACCUCUGCUUUAAAUAUACCCAUUGACUUGGCCUCCAGAGCCAUCUGUCGAUGUAUUCCACAGAUUCAAUUCCAUAUAGCCAUAUAACAAUUACAGCACGGAAACAGGCCAUCUCAGCCCUUCUAUUCCAUACGGAACUCCCACCUAGUCUCACCGACCUGCACUCAGCCCAUAAUCCUCCAUUCCAGAAAUUCAAUUCCUCCAACUCUGUUCUAAAGGGGCCUCCUUCUUCUACUCUGAGGCUGCACUCCCCCAUUACCAGAAACAUCCUCUCCAUAUCUACUUUUUAUACCUUUCAAUAUUUGAUACGUUUCGAUGAGAUCCCCCUUCAUUCUACUAAAUUCCAGCGAAUACAGACCCAGAGCGAUCAAACGCUCUUCAUACAUUAACCCUUAAUAUACCUCCUUCUCCUUGGUGAACACUGAUACAGGGUUCUCAUUUUAGGAUCUGCUCUAGUUCCACGCAUAAGUUCCCCAGCUACUUUCUUGUUCUUACUAUGCAAAAGUCAUAGGCAUACUAGAUGUUUUAUAUGGUUUCAGAUGGUACGGCCUCCACAGAGCCCUGAUCUCAACAUCAUCCGGGCUGCCUGGGAUCACCUGCAGAGAAAGAAGCAAGCGCAACAGUCAAAGUCUGCAGAAGAACUGUGGCAAGUUCCCUAAGAUGCUUGGAACAACCUACUAGCUGAUUUUCUUAUAAAACUGCAAAACAGCAUAUCUAAGUGAUUUGAUGCAGUUUUAAAGGCAUACUAGGUAUUGAUCUGAUUUACUUUUUACUGCUCUUCAGAACAAAUUUUAGAAAUUUUUGAUUUCACUGUUUUGGAAAGCAUCUUCACUUUACAGAAUUGUGUUUUUAUACAAGUCACUAAGUCUUUUGCACAUUACUGUACGUAUAACAUGAACAUAGAGCAUUGAACAUUACAUCACAUCUGCCUUUGGAGUGGGUCCUUCCCGGGAAACUGGGUCAGGCAGCAGUUGAGGUCCGUUCACUCACUCCUCCUUAACAGCAUCUGCCCCAGGGAAACUGAAGUACCAUUCUAAUUGUGAAAGGCAGCCUGAAACACCUGCUUUGCAGUGUUAGACAUAGAACAUUACAGUGCAGAACAGGCUCACGGCUCACAAUGUACCAACUUUCUAACCUACUCUAAGAUCAAUUUAAUCCUUCCCUCCUACAUCGCGCUCCAUUGUUCUUAUCAUUCAUUCCUUAGCCAGAGGACGGUGAAUCUGUGGAAUUCGUUGCCGCAGACAGCUGGGGAGGCCAAGUCAUUGGGUAUAUUCAAUCCCAAAGUUGAUAGGUUCUUGAUUAGUCAAGGCAUCAAAAGUUACAGGGAGAAAGCUGGAGAAUGGUUUUGAGAGGGAUAAUAAAUCAGCAGAGUGGAUUCAAUGAGCUGAAGGGCCUAAUUCCAUUUAUUUGUCUAAUGGGAAAAAAGAGGGCCAUGUUGAUAUUCAGAGGCACGUCAAUAUUACGGUAAGAAGCAAGAGAUGCUGUCUUGGAAAUCAGUGGAUGUCCACAGCUUGAUGGGAUCUCUCCCAGGAUACUGAGAGAUACAGGGAGGAACUGCUGGGGUCCUGACAGAGAUCUCUGCGUCGUCGUUAGCUAUGGCUGGAGUUCUGAAAGACUGGAGAAGAUCCAAGGCUGUUCCUUGGUUUAAGAAUGGUACUGAGGACAAGCUGUAGACUAGUGAGCCUAACAUCAGUGAAGGGAAAUAAUCUGAGAAGAUCCAUAGGGUCAGGAUUUACCUGCUUCUGGGAGAACAUGGACCUACCAGGGAUGGUCAGUAUUGACUUUGUGUGUGCCGCACAAAUUUGAUUGAGUCUUUUGAGGAUAGUGGAUGAGGGUAGCACAGUAGAUGUUGUCUACACAGACUUCAGUAAAUCAUUUAAGGUCUCUCAUGGCAGGCUGGUCUUGAAGAUUAAGACAUAUAGGAUCCAUGAAGAAUGCUAAAUUUGAUACAAAAUUGGCUUAAGUCAGAGAAGAAUCAGGAUCAGGUUUAAUAUGACUGACAUGCUGUAUGUCAUGAAAUUCAUUGCAAUACAAUGCAAUGCAUAAAAAUUAGAGUAAGUUCCAAUAAGAAUAUAUAAAACAUAUAGUGCAAAAAGAGAACAAAAUAAUGAGGUCGUGCCCAUGGGGUCUAUUCCGUUCGCAUGGGCUGAUCUGCCCCACACAGGUGCACAGUAUUCUGCAGGUGCAGGUGCAUAGCAGAGUGCUAGGGCAGUUGACUCUAAGUGUGAGCAUUAGCUCCCCAUUUCAUGCCUUCUAAUUUUUUCAAGAGAGAAUUGUGAGAGCCAACUUUCCUUCGAAGUUUUUGGAUGUGGGUGGCAAAUGAGAGCGCCCUAUCCAGUGUCACACCCAGGUAAAUUGGAGUCGGAUGGUGUUCGAGCUCCUCCCCACACCAGAAGAUCUUGAGUUUCCGAACUGCUUCUCAAUUCCUCAGGUGAAAUGCACACACUUGAGUUUUUGAUGGAUUUGGGUUCAGAGACCAUUUUUCAUAAUACUGUUUCAUUGCAUCGAGGACUGCUGUAAGUCGUACUUCAACUUAUUGGAAGGAGUUAGCUUAUGUUGCUAUGCAUAGGCCGUCUGCAUAGAUAAACCUGCGUGUGUUAGGAAAGGUUGGUUGGUCGUUUGUGUAAACAUUAAAUAGUAAAGGGGCCAAGACUGAUCCCUGUGGUAGUCCGUUCUUUUGUGGACACCACCUACUCUUAAUUCCAUUCAUUUCUACAUAAAAUCUGCAAUUUUCUAGGAGGCUUCUUAUUACUUUGACUGUGGUUUCGUUCUUUAACAUUUUAGAUAAUUUCAGUAGAAGGCCUCUGUGAUUCACAGUGUCGUAUGCUGCUGUUAAGUCAACGAAUACUGCCCCUGUAAUUUGUCGCAUUUCAAAGCCAUCCUCAAUAUACUGGGUUAAGUUCAGGACUUGACCGCAGCAAGAGCGGCCUGACCUGAACCCGGCUUGGUCUAGUGUUAGAUCUUUGAUAUUCUUUAGGGGGAUAUUCUUUUCAGUAUGAGUCUCUCAUAGAGUUUAUAGACAGUGCAGAGCAAGGAAAUCGGUCUGUAAUUUUUAGGAAUGUUGGAGUCUUUAUUGGGUUUUAGGAAAGCAACAACUUUGGCUCUUCUCCACUUUUUAGGUAUUUUAAAUGAUCUUAGGCAACAGUUAAAAAGGUUCAGAAGCCAGUGGAGUGCUUUAGGUCCAAGAUGUUUAAGGAAUUCAUUAAGAAUCCCAUCUAUGCCAGCAGCUUUGUUGGAUUUUAGCUGCUUAACGAAGCCUGCUGAAUAAUUACGGGCACACUGCCCCACACCCACUAACAUCAUUUACAGACUUGCAGGCAUUGCUCCCCCAGAGAUCUGAAGACACACUACAACAAAAAUUGAAAAAGGUAAACAGAACUCGGAUCCACGACACCCACUACAUCAUCACGUGCCAGUUUCCAACCACCUAAAGUCAAGGAAAAGCUUUGCUACAGUGGAGGGACUACUGCAUGGAACAUCCCUCCAAACAUACAGGAUUGACCUCUGGCAACAAACAGAAGCCAGAACCCCACCAAACAAUACUGUGCAAGACCCCACAGAAAUGUUACCAGAGGGGGCACUGCUUGACAGACGGAAGUGGUGCACUCUCAACAGAGCGAGAGCGGGAGGUGGUAGGACGGAAGACAAUAUGGUGAAGUGGGGUUUAAAGAGCAGCGAGUCCUGUAAGUGUGGCGAAAGGGUGCAGUACAUUGAACAUGUUCUGUGCAAUUGCCCACUCUCACCUGAUUUAGCUCACCUGCUCAACAUCAACCAAACAACACUAGAGUGGCUGGCUGUCUGUCUGGUGUGACAAGCUAUGAAUGACAGUGCCCAUAGGAAAUCUGAUAGUGGAGGAGAAGAAACCAUUCUUAAAACCUUCAGACUCCUAUGCGUCCUCCCUGAUGGUGGCAUUGAAAAGAGGGCAUUUGCUAGAUAUUGACAGUGCUUCAUGAUGGAUGCUUCCUUUUUGCGGCGUCAUCUUUUGAAGAUAUCCUCAACAGUCGGGAGGCUAAUGCCCACGAUGGAACUGGUUGAGUUUGUAACCGUCUGCAGUAUUUCCAAUCCUGUGCAUUGGAGUCUCCAUACCAGAUGGUGAUGCACCACGUCUGAAUACUCACCACCUUACAUCUGUAGAAUCUUCAGUACAUACCAAAUCUCCGAGCCUGAUGGUUGAGUCGUAAUAACUGUUUUUGAACCUGGUGGUGUGAGUCCUGAGGCUCUUGGAUCUACUACCUAAUGGCAACAGUGGGAAAAGACCGUGACCUGGGUGCUGGGGAUCACUGAUGGUGGAUGCUGCUUUCCUGAAACAGCAUUUCAUGUGGAUGUGCUCACUGGUUGAGGAGGGUUUUACCCGUGAUGUACUAGGCAUUAGUGUUCCCAUACCAGGCUGUGAUGCUGCCAGUCAAUGUAUUCGAUAAUAUCAGUAGUCAAUAUAAAUGGUAGUACACGGACGAGCUGUCAGAGGAAGUGGUUGACGCAGGUACAAUAGUAUAAUUGAAGAAGCACUUGGAGGGGCGAGGUUUAGAGGAAUAUGGGCGAAAUGCAGGACAUUGGGUCUAGAUGUGUGAGCACCAUAACAGCAUGCACUGGUGGGGCUGAAGGGCCUCUAAUGCUUUAUGACUCAUAUGGAGCAUUAACUCUAGGAUGGACCUCUUGGUCUUCAGUGGUGUAAAUUUGAUCAGUCUAUACCCUUGCAUUCAAUAACUACAGUUCUAUGAUAGGCUUUAAAGAGGGUGCAGAGAAAGUUCACGAGGAUGCUGCCUUCAUUAGAGUGUAUGUGUUAUGAGAAGAGGUUGGACAAACUUGGGUUCUUUUCUCCGGAGCGUUGGAGGUGGAGAAGUUUACAAAAUUAUGAAAAACACAGAGUAGCAGUCGGUCUGUAUUUUCUGAGGGAGAAAUAAAAAAAUGACUGUAAGUUAUAAUAAUAGUGUAAAAGAAGAACCGUGAGUUAGUGUUCAUUGGUUCAUGGACUGUUCAGAAAUCUGAUACAGAGGGGAAGAAGUUCCUCUACUUUUCUCUACUUAUCUUUAAUGGAUGUCCUCUGGUCUUGGCCAGUGCUCGCACUUGGAAAGUGGAGCUGUCUGUCCACUCUGACUAAGCCUCAUACUUUGUGGUUUGUAUGUUUUGGACUUUCUCCCCUCUGAUCGAGCAUUGGGCUGUGUCUCUCUGUAGAAAUGGCUCUAACCUAACUGCUUGGAAAUACUAUCCAAAUACUAACCACCUGUAGAUUUUUGCCAACAUGCCCACCAUGUUAUUAGUUGCAAUCAAAGCCAAUCAUGUGCAGAAUCCAAUAUACAAAAGAACAUAUGAAUCAGAUUUUAUGAUGCCCAUCACGGAUAAUGGUUAUUGGUGACAAUUGACAUGUGGCUAUUGUUGGGACACUUAGCUCUGUGACUCUGACUGUGUUGCUGGGAUUUGAGGACCUGGGUUUAGGGAAAGGAUGAAUAGAUUAAGUUGAGAGGAAGAGAAAGGGAGGGGGAGAGACAGAAAGAAACAGAAAGAAGAGGAGAGGAAAGGGGAGAAAGAGAGGGCAAGAGAGUGCAGAAGAAAGAGAGAGAGGAAGAGAAUGAGAGAGAGAAAGCGGAGAGUAGGAAAGAGAAAGAAAAGGAGAGAGAAAGAGAGGGAGAGAGAGAGAAAGAAGGAGAGAGAGAGAGGGAGAGAGAGUGAAAGCGAAUAGUGUUAUUUGAAUGAGGGGAGAUUUGACUGAGGUAUACAAAAUUAUGAAGGGUAUAGAUAGGCUAAGUGCAAGCAGGCUUUUUUCCACUGAGGUUGGGUGUGACUAGAACUAGAGGUCAUAGGUUAAGCACGGAGAGUGAAACACAUAAGGCGGAACUUCACUCAGUUGGUGGCGUGAGUGUGGAAUGAGCUACCAGAGGGAAUGUUGGAUUCAGGUUUGUUUGCAACAUUUAAGAGAGGUUUGAACAAGUACAUGGACAGGAGGGAUAGGGAAAGCUUUGGUCCAGGUGCGGUUAGAUGGGAUUAGGCAGAAAACAGGGCAGCAUGGAACAGAUGAGCCAAAUGGCCGUUCUCUGUGCUGUUCUGCUCUGUGAUUCUAUGACUCUAUGUUUAAUCAUCACGUGUGCAUAAAGGAAAUGGAAACUAUCCCCAGCUUACUUUCCCUGUUGUGUUGAAAUUCACUUCAAAUUCAAGCAAUAAAUAGA
Molecule: messenger RNA, 12934 nt
Organism: Mobula hypostoma (lesser devil ray)
Lineage: Eukaryota; Metazoa; Chordata; Chondrichthyes; Myliobatiformes; Myliobatidae
Gene: aig1
Product: androgen-induced 1 (H. sapiens)
Exons: 6
Coding region: 14-733 (239 amino acids)
Cellular component (GO): membrane; endomembrane system
Source: RefSeq, a predicted model, not a curated record